UUUCAUCUCAGAGUUCUGUUAAUCAUCGGGCUGAACAGAACAGAUUUAAUCCCACCGAGUCACCAUGUUUAUCGUGUGUAAUAUUUUAUGUUUACGCAAUGGUAGAGGCGAGUCACUGAAUCUGUAGAUAAAGGGAUUGUUGAAGGUUUGGGUUUGGUGAGUUUAGUUGGCUUGAGUUUUAGGAUGGAUUUAAGUUAUGUGGGGAGAUAGUAAAGAGACGUGAGGUCUUUUUGGCCUGCACGUAGUGCAUCUGUGCUUGGUAGACACUCCUGGUGAGGAGGUUGUCUCCUUUGGGGGCUUUCGAAGUAUUCACGGGCUUCUGGGGGCGGUGAGGAAUUGGGGACACUUUUGGGUUGGUUAUUAUUUUGUGGUACGGUGGGAUGAAGUAAAACAGCUGGAGGAUGAUGAUGGGCGAUCAGUUUCGUGGUAAAGUCGAGCAGUACUCGCCAAAGUCAUCGCCGAGGGGUGCACGGUCACCGGUGGUAUCACGACAAGACUCAACGGGAACACUAAAAACCACCAUUUCACUGGGAAAGAAUCCGUCAAUCGUCCACAGUGGACCCUUCUAUUUGAUGAAGGAACCGCCUGGGGAAAGCGAUUUGACUGGAGCUACCAAUUUGAUGGCCUAUUAUGGCCUCGAACACUCGUACAGUAAGUUCAGUGGCAAGAAACUCAAGGAGCAGCUGUCCUCAUUUCUACCGAAUCUACCUGGGAUCAUUGACACUCCUGGAGAUCAGGAUAAUAGUUCAUUGCGUUCUGUAAUUGAGAAACCACCAAUAGUGGGUAAGGAGCUGCUUCCCCUCACAAGUGUUCAAUUAUCAGGCUUCCGUCUUCAUCCUGGACCUUUACCGGAGCAGUAUCGAUACGUUAAUCAAGCGCCUCAGAGGAAACACAAGAACAAACACAAGAAGCACAAACACAAACCUGGGGAAGUGCCUGCUGGCCAAGAGAUAGCAGCCACUGACAUAAGUGGAGCAGAUACCCACGAGAAGAAACACAAGAAGCAGAAGAGACACGACGAGGAGAAGGAGGCGAGGAAGAAGAGAAAGAAGGAGAAGAAACGAAAAAAACAAAAACACAGUCCUGAGCAUCCUGGUGGUUUAACACCCUCUCAGCAUUCCAACUCGUGAUCCAUAAUAAUUUUUGCAUCUAAUCGUGAUCACUGGAAUCAACGUGAAGUUAAUGGACUCACUAUGUUUUAACUGCCUUAUUUUUCCCCCUUGUAAUUUAUUAUUCCACCUGGUUGAUUGACUCAUGGAGAAUGAGAAUUUGUCUAUAUUCAGUGGCCAAUUGGGGUUUUACAUAAAUAUUUUCCAUUCAGAAGAAUUUAGGUAUGGUAGGAAAAUCAAAAAGGUCACACGUAUUUUUUACUAUUUAAAUCAAAAAAUAGCAGUUUAAUUCUGAAGAAAGAAGUUGCCAUGAUAUUUUUUACUUUCCAUCCGUCAAAUCAUCAAAUAAAAGGUUAUCUGCGUGCAGGGAUCGCGAGCUUUUGUGCAAAUUUUUUUUAUUAAAAAAGCACAUUUUUUGGCUGGUCAAUAACACCUGAAACGGGAAUUUUAACAAUGAAUAGCGAAUACUUCUUAUCGAUUUCUACAAAUAAUGUUGUUCAGCCACUCAGAACGAUUGCUUGGUGACGAAUAAUUUAGGAAGACCAAGGGAGGGGGGGGGGGGGACUUGAGUAUAUGAAUGUCCUGAGUUUAUGGGUUUAGACGAAAUAAUAAUGCGGAUUCUGCUCUAUUCCAAAGAUUCUGCACACUCAUGUAAAUAAAUUAAUUAUACAACGGUUGGCAAUGUUAUUUGAAAGUGAAUGUAAGAAAAUUGAAGAAAUCGUCAUAAUGUUAUCGAUUUAAACAAGUAGUAUUUAUAAUGCAGACAUGAAUAAAAAUAGUUUAAUUAUAAAA
Molecule: messenger RNA, 1901 nt
Organism: Diachasmimorpha longicaudata
Lineage: Eukaryota; Metazoa; Arthropoda; Insecta; Hymenoptera; Braconidae
Gene: MED19
Product: mediator of RNA polymerase II transcription subunit 19
Exons: 4
Coding region: 402-1130 (242 amino acids)
Biological process (GO): positive regulation of transcription by RNA polymerase II
Cellular component (GO): mediator complex
Molecular function (GO): transcription coregulator activity; transcription factor binding
Source: RefSeq, a predicted model, not a curated record